Molecule: messenger RNA, 624 nt
Organism: Colletotrichum fioriniae
Lineage: Eukaryota; Fungi; Ascomycota; Sordariomycetes; Glomerellales; Glomerellaceae
Source: RefSeq, a predicted model, not a curated record
AUGUCAGCACAAGACUACUACGGCGGUUCCCGCCAAAACACCCACACGCCCGGCGGCUCCUCCUCCCGCCACCUCUCCGCAGGCCCCCUCAUAGACGGCGCAGGCUACCGCCCCCGCUCCGCAAACUCAGAACGCCCUCGCUCCUCCUUCUCCUCGCUCGGCCUCCCGGGCUCCGGUUCAUCCCACCACCGCUCCCGAUCCUCCGGUCCACCAGGCUACGACGCCCAACUCGGCACAGGCCAAGAAGGCGAACGCGGCCUCGUCUCCACCAUCGGUGGCGGCGCGGCAGGAGGGUACGCCGGCAAGAAGUUCCUCGGCGGGAAACUCGGCGCUGUAGCGGGUGCUCUGGGCGGCGCGGUGGUCGCCAACAAGUUGGAGCAUAGGUUGAGCGGGACAGCAGUCAUCAUGGACACCAUGGACAUCACGGACACCACCACCCGCCUCCUCCUCCUCCCCCGCCGCCCCAUCACUACGGAGGUCACCACCACCACCACCACCACCACGGCGGACCUCCCCCGCCACCCUACGGAGGUCACCAUUACGGCCCGCCGCACCAUGGCCCCCCGCACCACGGCGGAAGCCAUCACUCCUCCGGUGGGUUCGGCGGUCUGGUCGGUUCGUUGA